Xenopus laevis (African clawed frog) is the source of this 1333-nucleotide messenger RNA. RefSeq lists its product as uncharacterized. The record is from RefSeq and is a predicted model, not a curated record. The coding region runs from base 279 to 905 and encodes 208 amino acids. Lineage: Eukaryota; Metazoa; Chordata; Amphibia; Anura; Pipidae. The transcript is spliced from 2 exons.
CGUCUGACCAGUUCUACCGGAAAUAGUCAUCAACUCGUUUAUAGAGUGCGUGCGACUCUUCCUGCGGAAACGCUUUGAUUCGGCUCAUUCUAUUGGUGUGCGGCUCUCGCUCAGAAACUGUCGGUGCCUGGGCUGCCGGGACACCCUUUGAGGCCGGGACACCCUUUGAGGCCGGGACACCCUUUGAGGCCGGGACACCCUUUGAGGCCGGGACACCCUUUCCGACUGGUUCCGCAGCUACAGCUGAAUGUAAGCUCUUGUGCAUUUCACACUAUAAAAUGGAUAAUCUUGGAAGCCCGACUGCAGGAGUUUGGGCCCAUGAAGCGCCGGCAGAUGUGUAUAUUGAAACAGAGGAUCCGAAUAUUGAUGACGAUCAUGAUGAUGAUGAUGAUGAUGAAGAGGCCUGCGCUAUGGAUCACAUUGACCACUGCUAUACCUCCGAAAACACGGACCUUUGUCACGUUACUCUGGAGCUUAAAAAUAAAAUCAGGAUCUUGCAGAGGAUCGCCAACAAUCAGAAGUACCGCAUCCAGAAAAUGAACCAGUACAUUAAAGAGUUAAAAGUGCAAAAUAAGGAGACUUGUAGGAAACAGGCGGCCUGCCUGCCGGACUUGCACCGCUCUGAUGGAGCCGCAGGGGAAAAAACAUAUAAAAGAACCCUCCUGCCCCCCAGAAAACUUCAUGGGAAGUGCCUCAGUCUCCCAAAUUCCUUCAGGCAAGAAACGGUAGCUAAGGGGCAAAGUGCAACGGAACCAGCAGAAACCAGGCUGCUCCGAAGUCACACUAAAAGGUUAAUUAUGGAACCCGAGGAUGGAGGGACAGCAGACUGUUCAGCAAAUGACCAGCAGAAAGAGCAGGAGGGCAGCAGCACAACCAGCCCUAAACACCAGCAGCAAGGCAGCUGAAUAUGAAUAAUCAACAGACACAUUCCAUGUCUUCAAAGACUACUAGUAAAGUGCAGCCAAAGCAUCAGGGGAAGCCACCAGCAACUGCUCCUGCCCCCAACUGAGCUAUAGUAAGGAUUUCUGGGAAGGCUCCAGUACAUGCUGAACUCUACAGCGGCAUCACUUGCAAUUACUGUUCUGUUUUAUUCAGCUCGAGUAAGGGCAGAGCAAUCAAAAGCCUGAAAUUGGCAGCCUAAAACUGUUAAUAUCUGGGAAAGAACAAAAUAAAAGCUCAGAAGAGCAGACAGCAAGCUAGUUGUUCAUUCUCAUCCAAUCCACGAGGAUUUCUGCAUUGACCAGGAAGGAAACGCCUCCUCUUCAUCUGCAAACCCUUUAUAUGUUGUUUUUUUUAGCCUUGGAUUAAAUAAACAAAGUGAAUAUUUGAUUAA